UUGGUGUGCUGCCAAGGAAGGCAUCCUGAGGGCUGUGGGGACUCAUCUGUAGGUAAAAGCACCCUGUGCCUUCUCUCUUUAGCCUGUGAUCCUGUGCCUUCUCUUUCUUUCUCUUGUUCCCACUCCAGUUCUUCCUCUGCUUCCUGGUUGAUCUAUUUUUCUUCCAGUUUGCUGCUAGCUUUGUUUAUUCUGUCUGCUCACCCAUCUUUCUGCCCAUUUUCACCACGACUUUCUCAAAGGGAGCUCUUUUACCUGUACCAGCUCUUUGCUCCUCGAACCCAGAACUCAGUGAAUAGAAGGACCACCCUGAUGUCUUUCCAGUUCCCAGGCUUAAGGAAGGCCUGCCAUUCUCCCUCUAUUCCUCUGGUUUGUCUUCUUUCUGUUCUGAGGGAGUUUCUGGCAGGGAAUUGCUACCGGCUCAGGUGCUCACGCAUCUCAUUCCUGGUAACUGGAAUGUUCCUGUAGACUAUUUCAUGCCUUUCCUGCUGCAGCAGGAGCCUUUGCCUUUGCCUGGCUGCCUUCUGGUGCUGCAUGAGCCUCUGCCCAGCUCCUUCUUCCAGUCUGGACUUGAGGAUAUGGGUAGUGGCAAUGGCACAGCAGUAACUGAGUUUGUUUUGCUGGGGUUCUCGGGUUUUGGUCCCCUUCGGGGUCCUCUGUUUUGGGGGGUGCUUUGCAUCUACCUGGUCACCUUGCUGGGCAACUCCCUCAUCAUCCUCCUCACGCUGGCAGACCGUGCCCUGCACUUGCCCAUGUAUUUCUUCCUUCGCCACUUCUCCACGGUGGAAAUCCUCUACACCACAACCGUCGUGCCUAGGAUGCUGGCUGAUCUCCUUGCCUCCUGCCCCACCAUCUCACCUGCCAGCUGCUUCACCCAGCUGUAUUUCUUUGCCCUCUUUGGCAUUGCUGAAUGCUGCUUGCUCACUGCCAUGGCCUAUGACCGCUAUGCUGCCAUCUGCCGGCCGCUGCAUUAUACCACUCUGAUGAACCAGGAAGCUUGUGUGAGCAUGGCAGGGGCCUCCUACCUCAUGGGCAUCAUUACAGGCACCACUCACUCCCUCUUCAUCUUCACUUUGCCCUUCCGUGGUGCCAACACAAUCCACCACUUCCUCUGUGACAUCCUGCCUGUGCUGAGGCUGGCUAGUGCCAGCACCUUCUGGGGCGAAGUGGGCAAUCUUGCCGUCACAAUAGCCUUUAUCCUGACCCCCUUCUUACUGAUCGUAGCCUCCUAUGCCUGCAUCCUUGCCACCCUCCUUGGGGUCACAACAUCCCAGGGACGUCGAAAAGUCUUCUCUACCUGUUCCUCCCACCUGUUUGUGGUCAUACUCUUUUUUGGGACUGGGACUGUUGCAUAUAUGAGGCCUUGGGCAGGCUCCUCUCAGGACACGGACCAGAUCCUUGCUCUCUUCUACACAGUUGUCACUCCUGUGUUCAACCCUUUUGUCUACACUCUGAGGAACAAGGAGGUCACGGGGGCAAUGAGGCGGCUUGUGAAGAGAUACCUUUGGAGCCCUUGA
This is a messenger RNA of Prionailurus viverrinus (fishing cat), 1514 nucleotides long. Its product is annotated as olfactory receptor 9-like. The record is from RefSeq and is a predicted model, not a curated record. The transcript has a single exon. Gene Ontology annotation, cellular component: membrane. Lineage: Eukaryota; Metazoa; Chordata; Mammalia; Carnivora; Felidae. Gene Ontology annotation, biological process: G protein-coupled receptor signaling pathway. The coding region runs from base 474 to 1514 and encodes 346 amino acids. Gene Ontology annotation, molecular function: olfactory receptor activity; G protein-coupled receptor activity.